Molecule: messenger RNA, 294 nt
Organism: Cladocopium goreaui
Lineage: Eukaryota; Dinophyceae; Suessiales; Symbiodiniaceae
Source: the annotation of a GenBank genome assembly
AUGUGUGAGAAGAGGAGUCGACUGAGGCAGAGCUUCCUGCACCCCAUGGGAGACAAGGGCAAUGUCUCUGCAGGGCUGGCAGCCUAUCGUGCAAAGGGCUUGGCAACGUUGCAAGCCAUGGAGAUGCACGACCGGCCGCUGGCAGAGCCGCGGAGAGACAGCGGUCACGAUGCAGGUUUGUCUGCCUAUCGCGCCCAUGGCUUGGCAACCUUACAGGCCAUGGAGGCGUCUGGGAAUGGGCAGAUGUGGCCGACCACCCAGGUCUACACCAGUGGGGCAUCUCAGGGGAGGUGA